CUGGCCUGCCGGGCAGGAGAGCGUGGAGACACCCCAGCAGGUACCGGCUCCUGGGACCCCGCAGGCGUUGACACCUGCGGAGGAAGAGCAGCCUGCACUAUGAACCCGUGGCUCGUGCUCUGCCUCGUGGCCAGCUUGGUGGGCGCCUGGUCUACUAUCCAUGCUCAAGGUGUCUCUGAGGACUGCUGCCUGGCCUACAACUCCCGUGUUCGGCCCGGCUUCCUCCGGCACGCCCGGGGUUACCGGCGCCAAGAAGUGAGCGGCAGCUGCAACCUGCCUGCUGUGAUAUUCUUCUUCCCGAGAAACAAGAUCCUGUGUGCGAACCCACGGGACAGCUGGGUGCCAAAGAUGGUAGACUUCCUGGAUGCUGGGAACAAGACCCUCUCAAAGCGCCACUGGAGACACUUGCAAGUCAUCCUCUUUGGAGGUAGGAAGUCGAACACUGGAAUCUCCAAGCUACUGCCCAAGGUUAGCAGGCUCACCAGAAGCAACAACGGGAAAACUACCCUCCUGACAAAGGCUAAUCCAGGCUAGGGGGCUUCAGCAAGUGCUGCAAUGAAAUGUCAGGUGUGCGGACCAAGAGCUGCAGGGCGCCCAGCUCCACUCCAGUUCCCGUCACCUGCCGGCCUCUCCAAUCCCCCCUGCAGGACCGUGAGCCGACACAUCUCCAGGAUUAGCCCAGCACAAGAUGGGCUGGACCUUUCUCCACUGCAACGGUCCCCUGCGGCUCCAGGUGCCCCAGCCUCCCUGUCAUUCGGGCCAAAUUCAGUGCCUGUGCCUGAGCCUGCGGUUGGCUCCCUCCCGUCACCCCUGCCCCAUCCCGCUCCUCAGGCAGCUGGAAGGAGAGAGCUGACCUUACUUCAAGCCCUCUUGCCUGCUCCAGGAGCCAGAGUCUGCGCCAAGCUAUGGGUCUUGUAGAGGAUCACCGGAAUACAUCGCCCGCCUGCAGCCUCUUGCCACCCACCCUGGGCCACUCCUGCUGGGUCCCUCUGGGUCCUUGCAAAGCACCAGUCCAUCCCAGGACACUUCUCCCAGGCUGCUUUUCUAGAGUUUUUUAAAUAAACCUUUGGUGGGAUGCCA
Zalophus californianus (California sea lion) is the source of this 1080-nucleotide messenger RNA. It is a transcript of the gene CCL25, whose product is annotated as C-C motif chemokine ligand 25. Gene Ontology annotation, molecular function: CCR chemokine receptor binding; chemokine activity. The transcript has 6 exons. The record is from RefSeq and is a predicted model, not a curated record. Lineage: Eukaryota; Metazoa; Chordata; Mammalia; Carnivora; Otariidae. Gene Ontology annotation, cellular component: extracellular region. Gene Ontology annotation, biological process: cellular response to type II interferon; chemokine-mediated signaling pathway; monocyte chemotaxis. Bases 100 to 534 code for a protein of 144 amino acids.